AUGGCUAUCUCUGCUACUGUACCACGCGGGGACGUCACGGCAACCCUCAACUUCUUUAAUCCUCCUGCCGACUCCGCCAAGCCCUUCAACUUCGUUGACACCCCCCCAGAGGGCCAACCCCAGCGUAACUUCUCAGACAGCCCUCAGAAGACUGUCAUCCACGACAUCCGUGGUCGUGAGGCCAACUUCAAUCUUGACAACGACGCUUUCCAGAUCAUUCAGAACGUUGCUCCCUCCAAGGAGGUUGAGUUCCGGGACGACCAGUCCAUUCAGGACAACUACUACCCGGAGAUUGAACAACUUCUCCUCAAAAACAUACCCGGCUCUAGCCGUGUAUAUCUGUUUGACCACACUAUCCGCCGGCAGGAGCUGGACGCCAAGCGCGGCCCAGUAACCCGCGUCCACAUCGACCAGACCGCUGAAGCCACCGCCCAGCGUGUCCGCCGAUACUUUCCCGAGGAGGCUGACAAACUGCUCCAGGGCCGCUACCGCAUCGUCAACGUCUGGCGUCCCCUGAACAAGACCCCUCUCGAGGCCUUUCCCCUCGCCGUCGCUUCCUCGGCCUCGGUUGAGGAUGACGACGUUAUACCGGUUGAGCACCGUUACCCAAGUGGCUACCAGGGCUGGACUGCUGCCAUCCGUCACAACCCGGAUCAGAAGUGGUACUACCUCAGCGGCAUGACCGGAAACGAGCGGCUCUUGCUGGAGUGCUUCGACAGCGAUUCUCUGAAACUGGAGUCCAAGAUCAAGGGUCGUGUCCCGCACACUGCUUUCGAGGACCCUAGAACUAGGGCUGACGCUGAGGGUCGUGAGAGUAUUGAGGUGCGAGCCCUCGUAUUCGGCCCGUGA
This is a messenger RNA of Ilyonectria robusta, 849 nucleotides long. RefSeq lists its product as uncharacterized. The transcript has a single exon. Lineage: Eukaryota; Fungi; Ascomycota; Sordariomycetes; Hypocreales; Nectriaceae. Gene Ontology annotation, molecular function: oxidoreductase activity. The record is from RefSeq and is a predicted model, not a curated record. Bases 1 to 849 code for a protein of 282 amino acids.